Mucor velutinosus is the source of this 1515-nucleotide messenger RNA. RefSeq lists its product as uncharacterized. Gene Ontology annotation, molecular function: aldehyde dehydrogenase (NAD+) activity. Gene Ontology annotation, cellular component: cytoplasm. NCBI's taxonomy places the organism in Eukaryota, Fungi, Mucoromycota, Mucoromycetes, Mucorales, Mucoraceae. Gene Ontology annotation, biological process: aldehyde metabolic process. The record is from RefSeq and is a predicted model, not a curated record. The transcript is spliced from 7 exons. The coding region runs from base 1 to 1515 and encodes 504 amino acids.
AUGGCAAACUUGCAAUUCACGACAUUUGACAGUAUUCAAGAUCAUGUUAGCCAUGUUCGACAGAUCUUCAACACCGGUAAGCCCCGUGAUAUCAAAUGGCGCAAGUUCCAAUUGCAACGCCUGUAUGAUAUGGUCUCUGAAAACGAGGAGAAACUCUAUGAAGCCAUGGCCAAGGACAUGCAUAAGCCUCGCAACGAAGCCAUGGGUGGCGAUAUCGCACCUGUUCUCGAUGAAUGUCUCUACUUUUUGGACAAUUUGGAUGAACUGAUCAAGGAUCAAAAAGUCAAGCCCAGAUCAGGCGUGAAUGCCAUGGAAAAAGUUGUGAUUCGCAAAGACCCCUUGGGUGUUGUUCUCAUUCUGGGUAGUUGGAACUAUCCUGUACAGCUCCUCUUAGUGCCCUUUGCGGGUGCCAUUGCUGCUGGUAACUCUGUCAUUCUUAAACUCUCCGAAGUCGCUGCUCAUACUGCUGCACUCAUUACUGAAUUAUUUCCCAAAUACAUGGACACCAGUUGUUAUCGUAUUGUUAAUGGCGGUGUAGAGGAAACCACAUUCCUGCUCAAGGAAAAGUUCAACCACAUCUUUUAUACUGGUAAUGAGAAUGUAGCCAAGGUUGUCAUGACUGCAGCCGCCAAACACUUGACUCCAGUGACGCUUGAAUUAGGUGGUAAAUCUCCUGCUGUCAUUGCCCCGGAUGCUGACAUUCAAUUGACAGCUAACCGCAUUGCAUUUGGUAAAUUCUACAACUCUGGUCAGAUCUGCAUUGCUGUCGAUCAUGUCUUAUGUCCAAAGAGCAAAGUAAGUGAACUUGUCAAGGCCUUAAAGCACACAUUGCAUCAAUUCUACGGCAACAAUCCUCAAAACUCCAACGACUAUGCUCGUAUUGUCAACGAGCGUCAUGUGGAUCGCAUCUCAUCCUUGUUGAACAACCGUACCAGUGGUGAGAUUGCGAUUGGCGGUGAGAUUGACAAGAAGGAACGCUACAUUGCUCCUACUGUGGUCGUCAACGUGAAGCCUAACGACGAGACUCUAAUGAGCCAAGAGAUUUUUGGUCCCGUUUUACCUAUUGUGACCUACAAUGACAUUGAAGAGGCGAUUGGUAUCAUUAAUCAACGUGAACCUCCUCUCGCUUUGUAUGUGUUCUCCAAGAAUCAAAAGGUGAUCGACAGAGUGUUGAAAAACACUCAAUCCGGCGGUGUUUGUGUCAAUGACUGCUUGAUGCACCAAGCUGAAUAUGGCAUUCCAUUUGGUGGUGUAGGCGCUUCUGGUAUGGGUAAUUAUCAUGGUGCUAAAUCCAUUGCCACAUUUACACAUGAGAGAAGCAUGCUGGUCAAGAAGCAAAAGAUGGAAGGCGCUGUGGCUGUCAGAUAUCCACCUUACACUGACCGCAAAUACAAUCUGUUGAGAUUCAUCAUGGUCAAGCAUCCUGUCAUGCUGAAACUCAAAUUGUACCGUCAACCACUCAAGUUACUUCUUGCCAUUAUCGCCUUAUUAGCCUUUUAUUUGAGAAGAAAAUAA